AUGAGGAGCCUACUCUCCUCCACCUACUCCUCCUCAUCAUCGCUACAACAACCAUCACCACCACCCCUCAAACCACCAACGGAGCAAACCCCCCUCCUCCUCCCGCUCCCAACAACAGGAGGCGACGCAGCCCUCCCCCCAGGUCCCUCCCCAACCAUCAACAAUGACCCCCCAGAAGAAGAAUCCGAACCCCCCUUCCCAGCCUCCCAAAUCCUCCUCCUCUGCCUCGCCCGCCUCCUCGAACCCAUAGCCUUCUUCUCCAUCUUCCCCUACAUCAACAAAAUGGCCCAAGAAAACGGCGCCCUCCCCGACACAGACGUAGGCUUCUACUCGGGCCUGAUCGAAUCCCUCUUCUCCCUCACCCAAAUGUUUGUCAUGGUCUUCUGGGGCCGGGCCUCCGACUCCUUUGGUCGAAAACCCGUCCUUGUCGCCUCCAUAGUAGGGGUUUCCCUCGCGACGAUGCUGUUUGGCACUGCCAAAACAAUCACAGAAAUGAUUGUUUAUCGGUGCGCGGCGGGUGUCUUUGCGGGGAACGUGGUGACGAUCAGGACCAUGAUUGCAGAGCAGUGCGGGCAGAGGAGCGGGAACCACCAGGCCAAGGCGUUUGGGUGGUUUAGCAUUGCGAAUAAUAUGGGGAUUUCGCUUGGGCCGUUGAUGGGGGGGAUGUUGGCUGAGCCGGCGGGGACGUGGCCGGGGUUUUUCGAGGGGGGGUUGAUGGAACGGUAUCCGUAUUUGUUGUCUAGUUUGGUGAUUGGGGGGAUGGGGUUGGGGUGUGCUGGGGUGGUAGGGGUUUGGGUGGAGGAGACGUUGGAUAGGGGGACGGAGGGGAAGAGGGAGGUGGAGAGGAUGACGGUUGGGCAGUUGGUGAGGAGUCCCGGGGUGGGGAUCGUGUUGGUGGUGAAUGGGUGGGUGAUGUUGCUGGCUUACUCUUACACGGCCAUCUUGCCGGUGUUUUGGUUUACCAAGGUGGAGUUGGGGGGGUUUGGGUUCUCGCCGGUGCAGAUUUCGUGGCUGAUGGGGCUUACUGGGUUGAGUCAGGCGGUUUGGAUGCUGGCGAUCUUCCCGAGGCUGCAGGCGAGGAUUGGGACGAAUGGGGUUAUGAGGGUUUGUGCGAAGGCGUAUCCGUUCUUCUUUGCGCUGGGGCCGGUGUUUAGCAUGUUGGUGAGGACGGGGAGGCCGGAGUUUGUGACGGUGUUUUGGGUGUGUGCGCCGGUGUUUUUCUGCUUGGGGAGCGGGGUGAGUAUGUCGUUUACGGCUAUUCAGCUUGCUGUCAAUGAUGUUGCUCCUGUUGCGAGGAUGCUUGGGACGUUGGUGUCGAUUUCGCAGGCCGUGGUGAGCGGGAUGAGGUCGUUUUCUCCGGCUCUGUUUGCGAGUUUGUAUGCGUUGAGUGUGAAGGCGCAGUGGUUGCUGCAUGGGUAUUCGAUUUGGGUGUUGAUGGUGGCUAUGGCGUUGGUGUUUACCGUGUUGAGUCUUUGGCUGCCUGAUUAUGAGCAGCUGAAGAAGGAGAGAGAGGCGAGGGCUGAGGGGGAAAGUGAAAGACUUUUGGCUUGA
Podospora anserina S mat+ is the source of this 1551-nucleotide messenger RNA. RefSeq lists its product as uncharacterized. Lineage: Eukaryota; Fungi; Ascomycota; Sordariomycetes; Sordariales; Podosporaceae. Gene Ontology annotation, biological process: transmembrane transport. Bases 1 to 1551 code for a protein of 516 amino acids. The record is from RefSeq and is a predicted model, not a curated record. Gene Ontology annotation, molecular function: transmembrane transporter activity. The transcript has a single exon.